Messenger RNA from Wasmannia auropunctata (little fire ant), 13760 nucleotides. It is a transcript of the gene dati, whose product is annotated as Krueppel homolog 1. Gene Ontology annotation, molecular function: RNA polymerase II transcription regulatory region sequence-specific DNA binding; DNA-binding transcription factor activity, RNA polymerase II-specific. Gene Ontology annotation, cellular component: nucleus. The transcript has 13 exons. Bases 1 to 3015 code for a protein of 1004 amino acids. The record is from RefSeq and is a predicted model, not a curated record. Gene Ontology annotation, biological process: regulation of transcription by RNA polymerase II. Lineage: Eukaryota; Metazoa; Arthropoda; Insecta; Hymenoptera; Formicidae.
AUGGAGAUCCAAGCCUCGGCUGUCACCGCGGCAGCCGCGAACCUCCACGCGCUACGCCAGCACGUAUUCAAGAUGUCGGAUUACUGGCAGCAGCCGCAACGCGGUCCGCCUCAACAUUCACCCGGGAUACAGCAUAGUCCCAUCUCGAAUUCGACGCAGCAUCAGCAGCAAGUCCAGCAGAUGCACAGUCCGCUCGGGCAGCAGCAGCAGCAACAGCAGCAGCAGCAGCAACAACAGCAGCAGGCCGCGGUCUCGCAAGUGCAGCAGAACGCGAACGCGACACUUGGCCAGACCGCAAGUCCCCAACAACAGAUACAGCAACAACAACAGCAGCAUGCGUUAUCGAUGAACCAGGCUAAUCAGGGCCCGCAGCAUCAGUCUUCCCCGGCACCGACGACGCCGUCGCCACAGGCGGAUCAUCAGGGCGCCAUUGCCUCUAGUAUGGCCCAGAGUCUGCACAGCCUCGCCCAGGCGCAGACGAUGUCGCAGGCGUCGAGUCCGUCAUUGGCGGUCCAGGCCGUCCAAGCGGCUCAGGCGCUCAACCAGAAUCUGGGCCAAGCGCUAACCCAAGCCCUUACGCAAAACAUGCAGCAAAACCUCGGACAAACCCUACAGCAUAAUUUGACGCCGAGUUUGUCGCCGCAACAACAACAGCAACUGCUUAACCAACCGCAAAAUCUAAGCCAGGCGAACCAGAGUCUGCAACAGAACAUCCAAGCGCAGAAUUUGUCCCAGACGCUGCAGCAGGCGCAGAACCUCAGCCAGGCGCUUAACCAGCAGACGUUGCAACAGCAAGCGCAAAAUCUCACGCAGAAUCUGCAAGCGCAAAAUCUCACCCAGAAUCUGCAGCAGCAGGCGCUCAACAUGGCCGGUACCAUCGCGCAGAACGGCGGUCUCGCCGGUAUGAACAUGUCGGGCAAUCAACAGCAAAAUUCACAAAACUCCAUGCUGAGUCCAGGCGCGACCAGCCAGGACUCCCACGACGCCACGCUCACGGAGAAGCUCGUCAACGAGUUACAGUCUCGUGCCUCUGCGGCGGGGCUUGGAGGUGCAGUAGGUGCCGGCGGUGGUGGAGGAAUGGGCAACAUCAGCGAACGCACCCUCGAGGAAUGCUGGUCCACCCUGCAGCGAAUCUUCAUGCACAAGAGCGCGAUGCAGAUGCACGCGAGGGAGCUGGGCGCGGGUGCACUGACGGGGAGGCCCGGCGGCGGCGUCGCCGGCGGCCUGGCCGGUCUGGGUGUCGGUGUCGGCGUCGGCGUCGGACCAGGCGGCAUGAUCGCCGGCAACGAAGUUAAGCCGCACCAGUGCCAGCAGUGCCUCAAAUCGUUCUCCAGCAAUCACCAGCUCGUGCAGCACAUCAGGGUCCACACCGGCGAGAAGCCGUACAAGUGCAGCUACUGCGACCGCAGGUUCAAGCAGCUCAGCCACGUGCAGCAGCACACACGACUGCAUACGGGUGAACGACCGUACAAGUGCCAUUUACCGGACUGCGGGCGGGCCUUCAUCCAACUGUCGAAUUUGCAGCAACACCUGAGGAAUCACGACGCUCAGGUGGAGCGGGCGAAGAACCGGCCGUUCCACUGCAACAUCUGCGGCAAGGGUUUCGCCACGGAGUCCAGCCUCCGUACUCACACGUCGAAGGUCAGUCAUUGUUCGAAGUACCCAUGGCAACGAUUAAAGGAGUUGCAACAGCGUGUUGUGUUCCAGCAACACGCCGCCCUGAUCGGCGGCCCGAACGCAACCAGCUGUCCAGUAUGCCACAAGCUCUUCCUCGGCGGCGAGGCGUUGAUGGAGCACAUGAAGCACACCCAUAAGGACCCGAACGCCUCCGGAGUUGCCAUUCCCUCCGCUGACUGCACAACCUCCGUUGCCGGGGUUUACCUAGCGAAGCGACGGACCGCCAACCACCCGUGCCCAGUGUGCGGGAAGCACUACGUCAACGAGGGUAGCCUUAGGAAGCAUCUGGCCUGCCAUCCUGAGACCAGUCAACUUAGCACGAGCCUCAGGAUGUGGCCGUGCUCGGUGUGCCAAGCCGUCUUCACUCACGAGAGCGGUCUCCUGAGCCACAUGGAGCACAUGAGGAUGGACCCGAAGCAUCAGUUCGCGGCGCAGUACGUGCUGAGCCGCGCGGCCGCCGAAAGGCGGGAGAGAGAGAUUCUCGCGAGUUCGAGUUUAGGAGCGGGUUUGGGCGUGUUGGGAGGAAGUCAAUCCGGAGGACCGCAAAAUUUGCAACAACCACCAAUGUGCCCGUCGCCGUCGGCCCAUUCAGACAGUAGUAGCGGCAACGGAAGACUUUCGUCGGCCGGUAGUGAACCUGAUUUUUGCGCAGGCACCGGUCUACUGAACAAUAACAACAAUAACAACAACAACAAUAUGGCGUCGCCGGGGCCGAGCGGCAACAAGCUCAGCGAGAUACUGCGAACGGGAAGUCAACCGGGUUCGGCGCAGCAAUAUCACGACGAGAUGCAGUCGCAGCAACAACGCAUGGCUGUCAUGGCCGCGGUGUCAGCGGGAUUGCAAAAUUCCGUGUCGCCUAAUCUUUCGCCGGUCGACAUGGCGUCGCUUGCGGCGGCUAUGAGAAUGGGCAAUAACGGUGACAUGAGCGGUAGUACUCAAGGAUCGACGGGACCCCAACAGCAGGGAGUGCAAGCGAGCGGACCGGAGCAGGCUCUGAGGAUGCAUCAGGCGGAAGCUCUGCUCCGUUCUCAAGCUGAAGCUGCCCUGCGACUCGCGGUAUCUCAAGCGGCGGCAGCCGCGGCAAGUUCCGCGGUGGGCGGCGACGUGAGACAUCAUUUGGGACAGCACAACGGAGGCAGCACCUCCGGCAUGCCGGGACACCAUACGAAUCAACAAAUGUCCCAACAAGAUACCCUAACGCCGGAUCUCGGAGAAGCGCUACGGCUACAAGAGCAGCGAUUAGAGCAGGCCCUCAGGCUUCACGGCGGCGACCCGCGCGCCUUGAGUUUCACUCUGGCUCAGCACGUCGUCAAUCAGCAGAGCAAUCAGCAACCAUGAAAAUUCAGUUACUACUGAGACGAGUGGACCCCUUGGACGCCGGUCACGCCAGAUCAGACGACCCUGCAGCAGAACGAGCGCAUGAACCAACAGCAGUCACAAUCGGAGCGCUCGACGCCGUUGCACGAUCAACAGCAGCAGCAGCAGCAGCAGGGCCCGUCUUCCAUCGGUCAUCAUCAGCAGCAGCCUGAAGACCGUGGCGUCAAGAGAAAAGCCGACGAGAUGAUCGGUAACUCCGAGAACGCGUAAGAGCGAUUACGCUCGUUGCGGUCGACGUGACGUAACGUAACGUCUCAUCGUCGUCGCUGACGUAAUUCGCCCCUGCGUCCAAGUGCGGUCGCCAGAAUUUCACUCAUUAUCUCAGCAGUAAGAAAACGUCAAACAAAAAACGGACUUCGUGAGAAGGAAUGUGUACUUCGGUGUCUUCCUAUCCGGAUAGAACCGACACGUGGCCGGACCUCAACCGGAAAUUGAUCGAGGUGAUAUCGCUCUCGAUUGAACGAACUCUCCGGAUGAGGCCGCGCUAGACGACGGGAGGAGAGUGAGAAUACGUACGUGUAUAGCGAAACCGUUGCACGGCGCGAGGCGGUCAAGAUCGCAGUGGCGACGGUCGUCUCUCGCGAUACCCCGCGCGCGUUUUUCCGCGCGGUUCCGCGAUCGUUGUUCCUACACCGGUCCUGAAUCAAGGAUCUUGUCGAACGGAAUCCGCGACGGCGUUUUCAACAUUCGUCCUCGUAUUUCGUUAGGAUUCUCAGGACACGUCGCCACUGCCGUACCACCGCCUCGACUUCCGAAACGUGCCAUAAUAACUAACGAGAAGCUGCUUAAAAAAAAAAAACAACAUUAAGUCAUCCCGGACGUCCCGUUUCCGGGACGGUCCGGGGUGCGUCCCGAGGUACUAUGAUCUUUUAGUACAAGAGCCGAUCGAGCGGCAUGCCGACGGUGCCGAGGGUCCAACGGGCGAUCCUCGACCGUCCCGUGCUGGCCAGGCUCAACAAACCUAAACUAUAUAUAAAUAUAUACUAUAUAUAAUUAUACAUAGAUACGUCUAUCACCACCGAACCGCGCUUAAAAAGGUUCCACCCCCUAAAGCCCCCUAAAUCGUAAAAAAAAGUUCCCGUGAUGCUUAAAAAGCGAAUCGCACACACCCAAUAACACCCACGUACGCAGGCUCAUCGUGACGUGUGCGUCGCGCGGUCGCGACGAACGGUUUCCACCACCGGCGAGUGGUGUCGUGUCGUCCGCGUUGUACGGUUGUUAAUUAUAUACGUACCGAAAAUCCCCUUCCCCGUGUGUGUGUGACAGACGGACGGCGACGCAAUCCGUACGGACGUUCUCUCACUUGCGAUCAACGUUUUCGCGCGACGACGACAAAGCGACGUUGACAUUUCGCGCACGAGAAACGAACGUCGUCGGAACGUAAACGCGUCGGAACAGAUACGUACGCACACACACGAGCAUACACACAAGAAACACACGUAAAUACAUUACACAUAAACAUAACACAUAUGUACACAUGUACAAUACAUAUAUAUUACGAAACUCAUCAGCAGCACACUUUUAAGGUGAAGAUAUAAUGCGCGCAACUUGUGCUCGUCGGUAGCACGAAAACUAUUAGCUCAUAAGCGAACAAACAAAAUAUAGUUAUUACAAACAGUUAUAUUAUAUAUAUUAUAUAUACAUACAGAGUAUGAAGAGUAUGACAGAGACAAAAAAAAAACGGGCGAAACCCAUUCACACUUACACGUUUAAUUGAAGGUGCGGUAAGCGUGAAAGAGCAAGCAUUUUUCGUGAGCAAAGCACGCGACGCGGAGAAGAAGAGAGAAAUAAAAAAAAACUAAAUGCUAAAUAUUAUAUAUAUUAUAUAUAUAAAUAUUAUAAAUAAUGAAUAUAGGGUCUAUGAGACUAGGAUAGUUAGGCGAAAGGGAAAUACGAGCGAAUGCGGAGCGCGCGCCCGCGUUAAAAGUUUUACGCGAUCCCAAGCAUUGUCGACGUGAGAAUGCGACGAAGCACAGGUCGCGAACGUAGCGGAGGAGAAGUGGCAUGUGCGAACGCGAGAAAGGGCGGGAGAGCGAGAGAGGGAGAGAACGAACGAAUACGUGAAUGAUUUUACAAAUGAACGACCUUGGGAUCGGCGUAGGCGCGCGGGCGCGCCGUCGUGCGAAUGGGCUGAUCGAGUAAACGUGAAUGCUUCGUGAGCAUCAAGGAGGAGCGAAUGCGAAGACGAGAGUGAGAUUUUAGAGUGGCAUGCUUCAGGUAAUCUGAGGUCCUGUGAUCGUUAUAAGCGAAAUAUUUUUUUAUUUCCGGGUAAUAUAAUCUGAAACGCGUAAAACUCUUGCGUCGUUUUGAACUUUUACUUGCAAUAUACCGUUACGUUCUCGCAAUACUUAGGAUGAAGGAGAAUAAGAAGAAGACGAAUAGGAAAUAAAGAAGGUGGAUGAACAAAAAUAAACAAAAGAACAAAAAGAAAAAGAUGAUACGAAGAUGAGGAUGACGAGGGAGAGGAAGAAUAUGAAGAAAAGUCCGUAGGUUUGAUCGUGGAGCGAACUUUUUAGAGACUCGAGAACCAGCCCUAUUACCCUCUCAAAAUACCCUUUUUCACGACGUUCAAUCCCGAAUCUCCCGAAAGCCGACCAAAAACCUUUCGUCGCCCUGUCCAUCUCUUUGAAUUUUCGACUUUAAAGCUUUAUGGAUCGUUCGUACUUUUGACGGGGUUAUCUUUCGAUGAGACCAGACGAGAUGAAGACGAGACGCUGACCGUAGUUAAAAAAAAAAAAACACCGGGGAGAAUCACGUUUGACGUUUCAUUGGAAACAAUUUUCUCGGAUCACGAAAAUGCGAAUUUCUGAAAGAAAGUAAAAACCGACGGAGAUUUACAUUACGCGAUGGAAGCAAAAGUAAUAAAGUAAAGAAAGGCCAAAGCAUUGAAAAGUCGAUUCGAUUUUUUCGUUUCGUCGAUUGGCAAUCGUGGACUGAACAGAAUGCGGAAUUGAAUGAUAUAAUAUGCCGAACUUGAUCAUAUCAGUGUCGACUGCGUUACUGUUGUCGUUUCCUUUACGGAGACUCUCGACGGGACAUUUCGUUGACCGGCUCAUUUUCGAAAAUCAUCCCGGGCCCCUUCGAUCCUCGCGUUCCAUCCGAAAGUCCUCCCUUCACCUUGUUCCCCAAAAACUGUUAGAACUCUCCAAAUUUCAUCAAGUGAAAUUUCACCUACGAGCAAAAUCUUUUCUCUCGCUACGUUUGGAAAUCAUAUUUUUCCGGGAAACGAACUGUGAGAAAUUAUCUAACACAAAAGAAAUUCUUCCCUUUUAUAACGUAUAUAUAUUUCUCCUUCCCAUCUUUCAUGACCAUUUGUUCGCCAAUUACGAAAAUAACCUAACGUCGUCAUCUUCGUUGAACGUAAAAGACACGCGCCGAAAAGCCGCCGGAUAGCCAGGCUUUUUGACCAUCUGGGACGAGAGAUGAAAAGAUCACUAAAGGAUUCAUCGUCAAAGCUACAUUUAACAAUCGCACUCGUCUCGCGAUCGGGACUCGACGGAUACGUUCGCAUAUUUCCCUUCCAAAAAAUUUACUGAAAUUCGCUCUUUUCUCGAAAACAUUCUUAUCGCAAUUAGGAUCUUACGUGAAAUCAAGCGUGAAGUCGGAAAAUUUGGGAAAUUCAUAAUCUUUGAAUUUAUCUUAAUUUUUUGCGGGAAAAAGAGAAAUAGGCGGACCUCCUCGAGUUCCGGUGAUCGCAACCGCGGGUCGAUUCAUUGAUCGUUAUUAAAGUUUUUGCGUUACAGGGCGUUUUUUCCUCGGAUUAAGUAGUAUGUAAAUACACCUUGAUAUCACAAGCAUAAACUGAGAAUUUACUGGUAAACUUAAACGAACGUACAUAAUGCGAAAUAGGGUUAGUUUCUAUGUAAAUACCUAAAGCUGGACGAGUGCAUACACCUCGUUCACGCAACCAACGAUAAUCGUUUUUUAUCGAACCAGAGCUUCUGUUCGUUGUCGGCGCGUGCCCACGAUGAUUGGCGAUCGCUUCCGCCUCCCCCUAUCCCCGCCGCCGCCCUGAAGGGUGGACUUUACCAUCACCCGAGGGAAGGGUCGCGUGCGGGAGCGUUCGCUGUCUCUCGCGGGUAUCACCGAUCGGGAAAUUCUUUUUUUUUCUCGACACUGAUACAUUUACACACAGACACACACCACACGGCAUUGCGAUGGAUUGUACAGCUAUCGAUAUAGGAAAACAUCUAAAACACAAUCGUCGCACAUUUCGACGCCCGCCUAACACUAUAGGGAUCGAUUUUUCAGAAAGUUUUUAUCGCAACAAAAAAAUUUUCGCGUAAUUGUUUUUCGGAUAAUUACAAAAAAAAUCGCGAAUAAUGAAACAUAUGAUAAGUAGUAUAUGGCAAAAAUGUGAGGCGCUUCUGUGCGAAAGAUGCGAGCGUGCUGCACGAAACUGAGAAUGAAAGAGACGUGAGAAAAACUGGAAGAGAGCGAAUGCAAAAUUAAUAGAUUUGGAAAUCCGUUUAGUAAAGGAAUGCCGGUCAAUAUCGGUGAGUUUGAGAAUGUGGAGCGAGUGAAUAGAAUUUAGUUAGGCGAAGCUGUUAGCACGUGUCGCUCGCGUGACCGAAGCGCGGAGCAAAUUCUCGAGUCUUGGAAUUCGCGAGUCAUCCAAUAACGAUUUUCGAAGUGAAUCGUAAUUUCAUUUUCACGGUCCUUAACCGAGCGUCGAGAGAUAUUAAGAACGGUGCACGAAACAGGUAGUAAAGAGCGCGAAAGAGCGAAAUAAGAAACAGAAGGAUGGAAAAGGUCAGCGUUUACUAGUUACCACCAUAUCACCAUCACAAAAAAAAAAUUUAAUAAAACAAUAACGACAACAAUACAAAACACUACCACCACCACUACCACGUCGGAAUCCUUCAUGAUGAUCGCGGUCAUGAAACGAUUGACAGACGACUGUUUUCGACCGGUGCAUCCUGCCGUGCGCCGAGGGUUGCUUUUUCAAUCGGUAAAACGACAAGCGUAACGAUCGGAGGGGAAGGUUUCCCAACCUUCUCCCCCGAUCGCGCGAAUUAAAUGAACACAUCUUCGCGAAGAAAGAAUUCCCGAGGCGCCGGCCCGUGCCCCGCGAACGUGUACCAUAAUUUUAAAUUAAAACGAAAGGUAAUGCAAGGGAAAAAAACACACACACAAGCGCGUUAAACAAUAGAUCUAGUAGUGUAUGUUCUGUAAUCAACUGAGAAGUAAGCGAGGAUAAAGAUAAAGAAAAAGUAAUAAUAAAAAAAAUGCGGGUCACACCGCGAAAAAAAGCACAAAAAAAUAAUUUACAAAUAUAUUGAUUUACAUAUGCCCGUAACUCGUAAGGGGGCCGGUGGCGCAAACGCGCCCGCGUGAGAUUUUCGGGCCUUAACGACGACGAAGGAGAAGAAGAGGAGACGGCGGGACGUAUACACACGGCGUCCGCGAGCCGCGACGCAAGACGAGCUCGCGGUCAUAAAGCGGAAGCGGAUAAAGCGCGAAAGACCGUGGAAAAUCUGAGGAGACGGUUGGGUCGUCCGUCUUCGUCGCGAGAGAGGCGCGGCGAGCCGCGCUAAGACGACGAUGAGGAAGAGAAGGAAGCGGCUGUGAGCAACGACGAGAUACAAGAGGAGAGACGGAGGCUCACGAGCGCCUAACGACGGGAGAAUCCGGAGAGGAAAACCCCCGAGGCGUCACGGACGACCCGAAGCGCCCGACCGUAGCCCGACUCGUGGAAACACGACUAGCAAGUAGUCGAAAAGAGGCCCACUAAUGGUAAUAAUGAUGAAAAUAAAUAUAUAUAUACAGAAAGGUAUAUAUAUGAUGAGGAAAAUCCACAGCGCGACGUCGCCUGCAAAAUCGGCCCUAUCCAUAAUCUUAAUCUCUUUCAUGUAAAUUUGCUAAAUGUUUAAAUAAUCUAAAAAGUGCCAUAGCCCGGAUGCGCUGGUGCAUACUCCCAGCGCAUACACACUUACAAAUACGACUCGACCUUCACGAAUCAAACGAAAAAUCCGCGGUUACGCUUGCGCGAAUGCGCACGCGGCCGCGGUAGAAUUGGUAUUCUCGCCAAGGAACAAGUACAAUAACAACAGUGACAGAAACCAACGCAAACAGGAUACACCACAAGGAACGUGCGCGUGCCCCGCGUCGCCGGGGCGCGCGUCCCAAUGAUACACAAGUUAAAGCGAAGUUGCCCUGGUCCACGAGCGUGCAACCCCGCGCGCUCAAACAGUUCUCAAUACACGAGCACGCGUGCAUGCGUGCGUGCGUGCGCGCGUGUUCACCCAUACAAUGUACAAGUACAAGAACACAAUUUUAUACACUUCUUAUACACUUGAAGCACACUUGUCUACACUUAAUUACACACGCUACGGAUAUGUAAAGCCAAUUAAUUUUGUAAAUUGCCUAAAAAGGAAUUUUUGAAAAGACACGAUUCGGCCAUAUAAUAACGUUAUAUUUUUGCGCGCGUCAUGCAGAAAACAGCCGAUCCGCCUAGGAAAAGGUAUCCGGGCCUUUCCCGAGAGGGUAAGAAGCCUUGCUCCUUUUCAGGCGGAGAAGCGUCUUCUCGGGCGCCGUUGGAAAACAUUGAUCGAUUUUUCACGGUAAUUUGGGAAGAAAGAGCAAAAUUCGUGGUAUGAUAUAACGGCACACGCGUUUGUGCUCGUAGUGCUACACGUAAGGUACGUGUAAACGCAGCAAAAUUUCGCGGCCUUUGGCAUACGUUUGGAUGCAGUACCGAUGAUGAACGGUGCGUGCGUACUCGCGUGAGAUAAGCGCGAGUGCGCACGCCCAAAACACAUCCCGGAUUUGACACGAGAGUACCCGGAUGUGACGUGUGGGCGGCCUCUUCGUCGGGCUCUGAGUUCCGACGACGGACAGGUGGCGAGGUGCCAGAGAAUUUCGUCAAUGAAAGUCGAUGACGAGCGAAAGGGAGGAAGAAAAAGAUUUUGAGAAGUGUGACGGACAAAGCGGCGAAUGAAGUUCGAAGCCCUUUGUUCGUCGAGAGAGAGAGAAAGAGAGAGAGAGAGAAUAGAGAGGCACCUUGGAUGCCACCUAGAGACCCCUGUUCCACGAGACGUAAUCACGAAAGGUGUAAUAACCAUAUGAGGAACACAUAAGAGGAAUGUGGCAGCGGCAAUUGCAUAAGGGCCGUUGUUCGAGUGCGGCUUUACAAGCAAAAACCGUUGGUUUGUUUUUGAUCGGGUUUUAAUUUUUUAAUGAAAUAAUCUCACGACACGCGAAUACAUAUCAUGUACGAUCGUGUGCGCGCGCGCGCACGCGCCCGGCGCAAGGAUUUUGCGGUGCAGCAUGAGAUUGCGCGGCAAUAUUUGCUGGGGGCAACGGCACACGACGCGACGUACGACGUAUGUGCAUAUUAUUCGCGGCAGUGUGUAUCGUAAGUGCGCAGCAUAUGAUAAAACCGACAGUCUAGCAGUGCGAGCGCCUCGGCGGCAUUCGCGUUUUCACGCGGUGACCCUGACCGAGCCUCCGUGAUUAAAAACCGGAAUAAGUUGUUUAAAUGUCCACUAUAUAAAUGAAAGAGCCAUAGUUGUUAAGGCGAUGGGCUCCGUCGUUCGGCGAGUCGAUUCGACCUCACACCGCAUACACGCGUUCGUCCUGACCCCGGAGAGAGAACUUCGAGAGAGAUGACGGCGGCGAGUCAACGGGGAAAACGCGCAGACAGAUACGGAGACUUCAACGACCGCGAAAACUUUUUGGCAUACCGGCAAAAUUCCGAGGUUCCUGGCAGAUCGAAACAAUCGAGGUAGCCGAGAUAAUCCGAUUUGGGAAUUUGACAUCUAAAUGCAACGUUUGGCGCAAUCAAAAUUCAAUUGAUUAUAAUCCAUAUUCUCGAUAUUUUUAAUAUUAAAUGUGACUCCUCGAUUUUUAUCUCUUAAAAGGCAUUCUGUGCCAAGAGAAGGAAUCCAGAGGUCAUGUUUAGUGUUGAAUAUGUAAAUGUGGAUUUUUAUCUCGGCUACCAAGCGGAUGGGAAAGAAAGAGAGAGGGAAACACCGUGAACGGAGAGCAUCCAGAGACUCUAAACCUUAUGAUCGAUCGAAGUCGUGAAGAAGUAGCGACUGCCAUGAUCCCAAACAAUCCACACAAUUAACGGUCGACGACGACGAGCGUGCGGUCCCAUCGCGCUGUCUCGUCACGGAUAGACCAUGCGAACACGAGACGAUGCUCGAUCGUAUUCAUCGAUCGGCUCGAUCAUAUCGCGUGAUCUCCCCGUGGUGAGGCGAUACUCUUUUCAAAAUAUUCUUCAUACUUCCGUUCAGGAGAAUGUGUUUCUUUUAACCUGAAUCCGAGCAACCCCCCGCAUGCGUGUCCGAGGUGAAAGGCCGAGUCCGUUUAUUUGGCAUUAAAUAAAAAAAAAGGAAAGAAAUCGAUAAUCGGUUAGAGAAGACAGAUGAAAUUAUACGACUUACGAAUGUAAAGAAACAAUCGCGAAUUAAUCAAAAGCGUAUAACUGUGAAUAUCGGCGUAGAAAAAAAAUACGGAACACGAGAAUGUGUGAGAUGAAUUAGUAUAUUGUCCGCUGAGUGGGUGCCUUCGUCAGGGUUUUCCGUUACAGUAAACAGACAGUUCUCAAGUAUAACUCACAAUUAGUAGUGCUAUAGUAGGACAGUAAUCACAGUGUACCGCAGUUAAACAGUUAAAUAAGUAAGUAUACGGGAAGCACGUGGUCUUUUUCAGUGUCUGCAGAAUCUCGUCGUACACUAUCUACCGUUUAAUCGGGUAGUGGCACGACCGAGAGUAUACCGGAUUCAUUUCGUGCGCAACUUCCUACCGGAAACCUCUCCCGAUCCACCGUUUGGCUAAAACAUUUCUACCCUCCCCGGACGACCUCUGAUUUUUUGGACCUUGAACGACCGGUGCAAAAAAAUUCGAUCGUAUUUUCGAGAGAAAAUAUCAUAUCCUAAAUCAAAAUUCAAAAAAAAAAGUUCUCCAAUCUUACCAAACCGGUCGCUCGCAACCUCUCCUUUCACAAUUCAAUCGACAUUUAACAAAUAAAUAUGAUAAUAAGUGUACUAAGUGUCUGUAGCUUAGCCAACGUGUACGUUGUAUACUCUGAGAGUAGGCGCGAGAAAACGAGCUGACGAAGAAGGUAGGAAAGUGGAAGAGAUAGCGGGAGAAAGGAGAGAGAUAGACGAUUGCACGGUGGAGCCAUAUUUAACUAACUGAUAACAAUUAAUUAAUUACAGUAAUCAUUCAAGAUGACUUAAUUAACAGUUAACCGUAUACCGCAUACACACAUGAAUAAUUAUUAAUUACACGUACUCCAGUAUAUAAGUAAGAGCCGUAGCGGUAGCGCCGCGCAUACCGCGCGCACCGCAUCUAUCCAAUAAAGAAAUCGCGAAGGCACUCACUACGGAGAUCAACGAGCAGGGACUUUGGGACUCGGACGCGAAUCGGAGGGUACCUGAACACGCGAGCCGAGAUUUCCAGAUCCGAAAUUUCCGCCGAGUAUUUAACGUGAACAUGAAAAAGAAAAAAAACAAAAGAAAGAAAAAGGAAAAUGCGCCAAAUCCGGCGAAGUUUUGGGAAACCCGUCCGGUUCUUCUGGCAUCGGACGAUUAACCUGUUCGACUCUCAGGAUUGUUUCAGCCCGCUCAACAAGAUCGCGACCGCGUUCGGGCAACGCGUGUUCAGGUGUCCCGCACCCCCAUUACUUUAUUGGUCUUUCAAGUGCAACGUUGAGUUAUUUCACUUAUACAACGUUGUUUUUCUACACAAAUACAAAAUACCCCACCACCCGUCCCCACCGGCGAACCAAUCCACCUCAUCACGCUCCCGCAGGAAACAAAGCAUACCCCUUCACCCACCGUCCCAACCACUCAUCCCCCCCCCCUCACCAUAUACAAUGUUGUCUCACGUCCGUUCGCGAUAAACUUAGUUGCGAGUCCAGCGGCACAGCCGCGUUCCGUUCCUCGUUAGAGAAAAUUAAAAGGGAUAUCGGGAAAAAUCUUUUUAUUUUUAACAAAAAAAGAGAAUUUUGGAAUUUCUUAUAAAAAUAUUACCGAUUUAUUUCUAUGUUCUCGAGAAAUGCUUUGGAAAAUUUUAGAAAAUUCUUUGAAAAUAAUCUAAUUUGCGACUCCUUUGACGGUUAAUUAUCUUCGAUAAUGGAACGGAACGCGACUUGACCUCGACUCCAAAAAAAAAGCGAACGUUGAGUUUCUGAUUUCAGACUUUUACGUACAGUUAGUUACCGAGUAAUACAGCGCAAGUUAUCGUUAAUUUUCGACGCGCAGCCUCGUUGCGACGAGGGCGACACUUUAAAAGCGUGCAAACCACCUUGCACGAUCUUUUCACGCCGAAGAGCGCGACGAGGAUGCGCGUGCAGGUUUAAUGGUAUCGAUUGAGUUUGGUCGAAGUCCCCUUUUGGGCAAACACACCGACGCACUUCCGGUCCCGCCGGCCAGCAUCGUUUGACAGAAAAAAAGAAAGAAAAAAGGGAGGGAGGAGGAAACGAUCUCGAGCCUCCGAGAAGAUCGCGACAGAGAGGGAGCGAUCCUCCGUUCGAAAUUCAAUUCUAGUCAAAAGAGGGUACAAAGCCGAGACGGGUGUCAACUCGGACAGGCGAAAUCGGUACUUAUUUAAUGCGAGGAGAAAGAAAGGAGGAGACAGAAGGAGAGAGAAAGAUGAAAGGAGGAGGCUCGAGAAGAGAGAGAGGGAGGGAGAGAGAAGAAAACUUUCCAUAGGAUUGCGCGAGCGCGUAUUUCACUCGGCGCGCAGAGAAGAGA